Messenger RNA from Exophiala dermatitidis NIH/UT8656, 1635 nucleotides. RefSeq names its product GMP synthase. Gene Ontology annotation, biological process: GMP biosynthetic process. The transcript has a single exon. Gene Ontology annotation, cellular component: cytosol. Gene Ontology annotation, molecular function: ATP binding; GMP synthase (glutamine-hydrolyzing) activity; GMP synthase activity. NCBI's taxonomy places the organism in Eukaryota, Fungi, Ascomycota, Eurotiomycetes, Chaetothyriales, Herpotrichiellaceae. The record is from RefSeq and is a predicted model, not a curated record. The coding region runs from base 1 to 1635 and encodes 544 amino acids.
AUGGCUACCAAUGGCGAGAUUGAGGACUCGGUCAAUGUGCCGGCCCAGACCUUCGAUACCAUCCUGGUCCUUGACUUUGGGUCACAAUACUCCCACCUUAUAACACGGCGUCUGCGUGAACUAAAUGUCUACUCGGAGAUGUUGCCAUGUACGCAGAAAGUUGCGGACUUGCAUUUUCACCCCAAGGGUAUCAUCCUCUCAGGUAGCCCAUACUCAGUCUACGAAGACGGCGCGCCUCACGUCGAUCCCGCGGUCUUUGAUCUCGAUGUCCCAAUUCUGGGAAUCUGCUAUGGCUUACAAGAGCUGGCCUGGCAUUUCGGCAAGAAUGUCGCAGCAGGCGACAAGAAGGAGUACGGACAUGCAUACCUGAAGAUUGAAAGACACACGGGCAAGGAAGAGCAUAUCGACCGUCUCUUUGAAGGCAUUGAGGACGAUAUUGAAGUAUGGAUGAGCCACGGCGACAAGCUAUCAAAGCUGCCAGAGGGCUUCCGUCCCAUUGCGAGCACCGCCAAUGCCCCGUUUGCCGGUAUCGCCAGCACAGAGAAGCCGUAUUUCGGCAUUCAAUUUCACCCAGAAGUCACGCAUACCCCACGAGGCACCCAGGUUCUCGGCAACUUUGCGGUCAAGAUUUGCAAAGCCCGGCAAGAUUGGACCAUGGAGAAGUUCGUGGACAAGGAAAUCGAGCGCAUUCGAGCUUUGGUCGGACCCAAAGGUCAGGUGAUUGGCGCCGUGAGCGGUGGUGUUGAUUCAACUGUCGCGGCAAAACUCAUGCAAGAGGCGAUCGGAGACCGGUUUCAUGCCGUUCUUGUCGACAACGGUGUCCUUCGGCUGAAUGAGGCCCAAACUGUGAAGGAGACGCUCACCAAGCACCUUGGAAUCAAUCUCACCGUCAUUGAUGCCUCCGAAUUAUUCCUUGGAAGGCUAAAGGGCGUCUCGGAUCCCGAAACGAAGCGCAAGAUUAUCGGGAACACCUUCAUUGAGGUGUUCCAGGACAAGGCCAAGGCGAUCGCUGCGGCUGCAGCAAACUCAACAAGAGCUGGUGAGAUUGAGUGGUUGCUCCAGGGAACCUUAUACCCAGACGUGAUCGAAAGCAUAUCAUUCAAAGGACCGUCUGCCACCAUUAAAACCCACCACAACGUCGGUGGACUCUUGAAAGACAUGCAUCUCAAGCUGAUUGAGCCUCUCCGUGAACUUUUCAAGGAUGAAGUGAGAGCCUUGGGGACAAACCUUGGCAUUCCCGAGGACCUUGUGUGGCGACACCCUUUCCCAGGACCCGGUCUUGCUAUUCGAAUUCUCGGAGAAGUCAACGAAGAGCAGCUUAAGAUUGCCCGUCAUGCUGACAAGAUCUUUAUUGAUGAAAUCGUGGCCGCCGGUCUCUACAGAAAGAUCUCGCAAGCCUUCGCAGCACUCCUACCAGUCAAGGCCGUCGGUGUCAUGGGAGACAAGAGAGUGCACGCACAGGUGAUCGCCUUGCGAGCGGUGGAGACAACUGACUUCAUGACCGCUGAUUGGUUUCCCUUUGAUGGCGAGUUCCUGAAGAGGGUGAGCAGGAGGAUUGUCAAUGAGGUUGACGGCGUCUGUCGGGUUCUAUACGAUGUCACCAGCAAGCCCCCGGGCACUAUUGAGAUGGAGUAG